Messenger RNA from Ostrinia furnacalis (Asian corn borer), 1708 nucleotides. RefSeq names its product lipase 3-like. The coding region runs from base 43 to 1527 and encodes 494 amino acids. The record is from RefSeq and is a predicted model, not a curated record. NCBI's taxonomy places the organism in Eukaryota, Metazoa, Arthropoda, Insecta, Lepidoptera, Crambidae. The transcript has a single exon.
AAACUCUGAAUCAGUAUAAGUGCGAAUCUUAAAACGGUCAACAUGUCUCAGAAGUUAAUUAUCUGUGCUGUGCUAAUUAUAUCGCAAUUUCUGCCAAAUAACGGCUACGCACUCGACGAUUUCUUCAAAGAACAGACAGAUGUAAUGAACACAUUCUUCAAAAACCAAUUUCAACGAGUGGAACAGGCUGUCAACACACAAUACGACGAGGCUGUUAAAGUGCAAACGAAAGUGAAAGACUACAUAGAAGAACAGAAGAAGAAAAUCUCGGACGAUGUCAACAAUUACGUCGAUAAAGUCAAAGAUAACGGAAGAUACUUCGUCGAUACGUGGUCCUUCAUGCCAACUGAAGACCCUGAGUCGAGACUGGUAAACCCAGAUCUAGUUUUGUCUGUUCCAUCAAUUAUUUCACGAAACGGUUACAAUUGUGAGACGCACACGAUUUUGUCCAAAGGUUACCUUCUAAACGUACACAGGAUACCAAGACCGAAACAUGGAGGACAGAUACCGAAGAAAACGGUUCUGCUGCAGCACGGACUAUUCGCGAGUUCUGCUGAUUGGAUCAUGAAUGGACCAGAGAAGUCUCUCGGGUAUAUUCUGGCAGAUGCCGGAUACGAUGUCUGGAUGACGAAUAUUAGAGGGAACAAAUACUCCAAAGAACAUGCCUGGUACAAAGAAAAUACCAAGGAGUAUUGGAACUUUUCAUGGAACGAAGUGGCGUUGUACGACAUACCGGCUGUCAUAGAUUACAUUAGGAACAUAAAGGGGGAAGACACGAAGAUAGCUUAUGUCGGGCAUUCGAUGGGGACCACGAUUCUGUUCACGAUGCUGUCGCUGCGACCAGAAUAUAACGAUAAAUUAAGCGUAGGCGUAGCGUUGGCUCCUGAAGUUUUUAUAUCAAAUAUGAAAUCCCCCAUUAAAUCUCUAGCCAGCAUCGCGAGCCAUCUUGCGCACACCGAGAUGAUAUACGGCGCUCACGAGUUUUUACCGAAAAAGUCAUUUUUGGGGCGAAUGAAUAAGAUGUGCGAAGCUGAGAAUAUGGAUGUUUCUGUGUGUAAUAAUGUUGUAUUCUACAUUUGUGGAGCAGACGAGGAGCAGUACAACAAAACUUUGCUGCCUUUCUUUCUGUCAAACUUGGGCACGGGUACGUCUUGGAAGACUGCUCUUCAUAUGUCUCAGAUGGUGUUAGCGGAGAAGUUCCAGCAGUUCGAUUAUGGUUAUGCGGAGCGGAACCAAAGGAUCUAUGGGUCAGACAAUCCCCCUGAGUAUGAUUUGAGCAAAGUCACGUUGAAUGUUACGUUGUUUUGGGCGAAAAACGAUUUGUUGUCAGAUGAGAGGGACGUGAUGAAGCUCCACGAAAGGUUGCCGCAUUCGACGCUGUACUUAGUGCCCUUCGAGAAGUUUAACCACAUGGAUUACUUGUGGGCGAAGGACGCUCCCAGAUUAGUUAAUGACAAAGUUAUGGAAGUACUCAAUAAGGCCAUGGACACCGAAAACAGAAACGUCUUUUUUUCGUUUAUAUUUUAAAAUGUUUUGAGUUUUACUUGAAUUAAACUAAAAUGCUAAGAAAAAUAUAAGGGCCUAUUGAGCUAGCUAAUAUAAAACUUGUAUAAUUAGGACUAGGUAAUUUUAAAGUAUAUUUUAUCUUACUUGAUAUCAGUAUUCCGUCCAAAAUGUAUAUUAUUUUAAGAAAUAUGUGUAGCCUAUU